Rhineura floridana is the source of this 4813-nucleotide messenger RNA. It is a transcript of the gene SETDB2, whose product is annotated as SET domain bifurcated histone lysine methyltransferase 2. The record is from RefSeq and is a predicted model, not a curated record. NCBI's taxonomy places the organism in Eukaryota, Metazoa, Chordata, Lepidosauria, Squamata, Rhineuridae. Gene Ontology annotation, molecular function: zinc ion binding; histone H3K9 methyltransferase activity; protein binding. Gene Ontology annotation, biological process: negative regulation of gene expression; heterochromatin organization. The transcript has 25 exons. Gene Ontology annotation, cellular component: nucleus. The coding region runs from base 26 to 3940 and encodes 1304 amino acids.
AGUGUAAGGAAGAGUAAAGCAGGUCAUGGGAAGAGGGGCUCAGAGGAGGAAGAGCAGGCAGGGGCUCAGGCCAAGGAGAAGAGAGGGAUCCUCUCCCUUUGCACAAGGCGGAGGGGAUGCUCUUGCCAACUCUGCUCGGGAAAGAAAGAAGCCAGUUGAUGCAAAAGUAUUUUGGAACCAGAUGGAAGAUAGCAAAGUGGACUUGAUAUUUGAGCAGGUACAGAAGGUACUUUCAUCUCUGAAGCAGAAGAUCAAGGAUGGAACUGCAACAAAUGAAGAAUGCUACCAAGCUCUGGCACUUGUGAAUCAAGUGGAUAGAACUGAUGUCUUACCUUGGAUGAAUGACAAGCAAGAGGCAUUAUCAGGGUUGAAGGACACAUUCCAGCCAGAGCCAGUGAGCUGGUGGCUUCGGGAGAGUUCUGGGGCCCAGAGAGAGAUGGCACAAGAGAGAGAUGGCACAUAUAUGGUCCCUGAGCCUGAGAUUCCCCACCCCUGCUUUAAAGGUCACCUGUCUCGAGUUGCUAGAGUUUAUAUUUUAUUCUUCAAAGUAAACAAUGCUGUUGCUGAGGAAGAUAGGCAGAAAUGCGAGCCUGGUUUACAUCCUUCUGCCUCAAGGGAAAUUGCAGGAAAUCCUGGAGAUUAUUUUUCUUCAAGAAUGGAAAUAAAGGAGACAAUACAUUCAAGGAGUAAAGGCGAACCUACAGAAAUGUCUUCAAAACUCCUGUAUCGAGAUCAUGUCUGCUCUAAACAAUGUCUUGCCCGAAGGCCAUGGAACUCAUACAGGGGUGAAAACCCUCUUAAUCUGCCAAUACUAUGUCACUUCCAAAGAUGGCAUGCAAAAGCAGAUUCUGUGUCAAAGUCGCAUGAUGUGAUAUACAAAGCUCCCUGUGGAAGGAGUCUGAGAAAUUUUCAAGAUGUUCAGAAUUACUUGUUUCAAACAGAGUGCAGCUUCUUAUGUUUAGAUCAUUUUUCUUUCAAUACCUAUGUACAGGUAUUUAGAAACAUUCCUUUUCGCCAAGCGUUUGUAUUUGAUUUUGAUAUCAGCAAAGGAGCAGAGACUGUCCCAGUUUCUUUCUGUAAUGACAUAGGUCAUGAUCACCUACCUUACUUUAAAUAUCGGAAGGUCUCUUGGCCCCAUGGAUACUUCUUGAACAAUUUCUCCAGCAUGUUUUUUGACUCGUGCAGCUGCACAGACGGCUGCACUGACAAGACAAAAUGUGCAUGUCUGCUUCUUACUGAAAGAAACUGCUGUGAAGUUUCUGUGACUUCAGGAAAAGAAACAUCUAAUGGAUAUAAUUAUAAAAGACUGGAUGGACCUAUUCCUAGCGGAAUUUAUGAAUGCAGCUUGUUAUGCAGCUGUGACAAGAUGAUGUGCCAGAACAGAUUAGUGCAGCACGGCCUUCAGGUUCGGCUACAAGUCUUCAAUACUGAAAAGAAGGGCUGGGGGGUCCGUUGCCUUGACGACAUCGACAAAGGAACUUUUGUUUGCACAUACUCAGGCAGACUGAUGAGCAAAGAUGAAUCCAGGGAACCUAAAGAUGGAGAUGAUAAGGUUGAAGAGGAAGUUACAGAGAAUAGUGACAGAAGCCAUUCUUUAUUUCCAAAAAAGAGAAAACUGGGCACAGUCUGUUACGAUUCAGAGAUUGAAUUUAUCCAAACCACUGGGAAAAAGAAAUCAUUGCAUGUAAAAGCUGGAGGUCAACCAACUGUAAUUCAGAACAACAACUAUAACAGUAUUUGGAGUUACCAAGGUGUCACAAGACCGAAAACCAGAACAUCUAUUCUUCAGAGUCAUCGGAGGCAACUAGGAAUUACUGAUGCCAGUUCAGAUGAAGAGGAGAGUCCCAUGUGCCAGGAAUCAAGAAGAAGAAAAGCACCUGGUACAGCCAAGAAAGGCGAUGGACAAUCAAGCCUACAAGAAGAGUUCGGGGAAAUGGUGAGCACUCUACAGUCUGAAGGUAAUAAAGAGAAUCCUCUUUCCAACACCACUUUGAACAGUAAGCCAGCUGGACAAGAUGACGGAUGGAUUAAAAAACAAUGCAAGGACCUGUUCUGGACUGAUAGCACACGCAAGGAAAAUAUCAGGAAAGGCAGAGAAGAACUUGCUCACAAUAAGGAGGCAAUAGAAGAUAAUGAAACACACCUAAAGAAUAAAGAGAAUCCCUGUUUGCUGGAUGCCACCAGGGAAGGCAAUGUAGGCAGGUUUCUUAAUGUAAGUAACAGUGCUACGUCUUCCUUGCUGCAAAUCAAGCUAAUGUUUUGUAAAGGUCUGGGCAUGAUCAUUUCCCCAGUAGCUCACAAACGUUGUGUCAGGGUUCUGAAUAUGAACAACCUUCAGUACUCAUAUUCCUCCUCCAGAAACAGUGUGCAGGUCCCUCCUCUAUUUUUGCGUUUGGCAUUUUUUUUAAAAAAAAAUAUGUCACCUUGCCAGCACAGCCGGCAUCCUUCCCUCCAAGAGGUCUCCGAGCGGCAGCUAGAUGUGGUGACCCCUUCCACCAGCUCCGCCUCUGCCGGCUUUGCUCGUGCUGGCCUCCAAGAGGACAUGUUUUCUGAAUGGGAGAAAGCUAUACGUCCUCCACAGCAAGAAGUUAAAGAAUUAGCAACUCAAGUAAAAGAAACCACACAAGUAACAGUGGAGGUGAAGGAGCAGGGAAUGAAGCACAAGGCGGCCAUUAAAGCCCUGUCACUAGAGCACAAUAAUAUAAAGAAGCAGAUUGCUGACCUGGAGGAUCGCUCUCGCCGCCAGAAUCUGAGAAAACCCAAUCCGGACCAUGUUUUUAAUGAGACCUCACUGCAAGAAGCCAGACUCGGCUUGAAAGUGCUGCUCGGGCGGGGCUCGCGCCGUUUCUCUGGAGGUUCACCCUUCGGCAGGCGGGGCGCGCGGAUGGCGAGGCGCAGGCGUGGCAAAGCGGCUGCCGGUGACGUCGGCCGGGCGUUGCAGAAGGGACCGCGGGAGCUGCUCCAGACGGCGCGGUGCCGCCCUCCCGAGCCGCGUGACUUUGCAAAGCAAACUAGGAUAAUGGCGAAGAUGGUAAAAAGACAAUGUGCAUUUUGCCCAGAGGAUGAAGAAUGUGCCAUUAUGUAUGUUGCUGAAGGACAAAACCUUGCAGUUCAUCAAGAUUGUUUGUUAUAUUCCUCGGGAUUUGUGGAAUCUGAAGAACAUAACCCUGAGAAUCUUGAUAUAAGGUUUGAUGUGGCUUCAGUAAUGAAUGAAAUAAAAAGAGGAAAGAGGCUGAUAUGCAAUUUCUGUCGCAAGAAAGGAGCCACUGUUGGUUGCGAGAUAAAACACUGUCGCAGAAGUUACCAUUAUUUCUGCGCUCUGUGUGAUGAUGCCGCAAUAGAAACAGAUGAAAUGCAAGGCAUUUACCGAGUGUUCUGUCCAAACCAUGAUCCAGUCAAGAAGACCAGUUUUUAUGAUGAAGACAAGAAGAAGGGGAGGUCUCCAAUCAUAAUGAAAUCUUCCUCCGCUAGACAAAAAAUGAGUGAUAAAGAGACAGUUGCAGAAGAGAGCCUACACGUCCUCAAGAAAAAACAUGACCGGCAUAAAGUAAGGAUAGACAUUUUAAGGAAGUGUAAGCAGGCUGGGCUUCUUGAUGAAAUCUUUGAGGAAAUGUUAGACACUCUUCAUCUGGCACAGGAAAAGCUGAUGGAUGACAACACUUCUGAAGCAGAAUAUGAAGAAACAGUAAUAUCACUUUUUGACUGUGGCCUAUUUGAAAAUAUACUUACGGCAGCUCACUCUGGUGGAGUCAAGUCGCACCUGAGAUCAUCUUUACAUGCUCAUAGAAGACCGUUUCACGGAACAGAGGAGAAAAUCCAGCAGCUACUGAACACACGGAAAAGACUGGAUACUCAGAUUGAGUUUCUAAAGGAUUUGAAAGAAGUAGUACUUCCUGCCACAGAAGACACAGCUAGUGUUUCUAAUAGUAUCUCUGAAUGACCUACAUCUUUUUGUAAUAGCUCCUUCUAUAUGGUUCUUGCCUAAAACUGUCAGCCUGCUUUUCUUCUACAUCAUGUUUGUAAUAACUGCUCUUUUCUUAGUCCUCACAACUGACACUCACAACUGACAGUCCAGCAUUGUUACCCGUUUGUUUUCAAGGUCAAAUUUGCUUUUGGACUGUUGCUGAAUUCAUGUAUGUGAUCAUUGCAGGGGAUAGGGGGGUGCAGUCUGCAUCCACAAGCCAGUAGCCACCUCUAAGAUCAUGCCUGUACGUCCCAUGUGUCUACGCUAGAAUUGAUAAGAGAGAACGAAGCAAGUUUACCACGUGCUCUUUAUAGCUUCUUUGCAACUGGGCCUCUAGAAUCUCUCCAGUUGCUGCUGGACUCCCAAGUCUCAUCAGUCCCAGCCAGCAUGCCCCCAAGGGAGGGAUGAUAGGAGCUUGAGUCCUGCAGCAACUGGAGACCCCAAGAUUAGCCACUCCUGCCCAAGAGGGGGAAAAAUAAUAAUUGUCAGCUGCUCCCCAUACCUUUUAAAUGAAUGGAAGCUUUUCAUAAUUAUUCCUUCAAGGCACAGGUAGAAGUUUAACUGAAAUGAAAUACUAGUUUUACUUUCCAAAGAGAAAUUAAGAAAUAUUUCUACAUGCUGUUUUACAAAAUGGAUUCUAUAUGUAAAGUGACUGUAUAGAUGUAACCUAGACCAAGCAUUAGAGGCUUUCAGAUAUCUCAGGUCUUUAUGUGAAAUUGUUGAAAAGAAUCAGAUACUUAAAACAUUUGUGUGUAUGUGUAAAGAAUAUUUGCAGUUGUUUAAUUAGAGAAUUGUAAACAAUUCUUUAAUAAAGAUUUUUGUAAUAAAAUAUAGUGGUUUAAAUAUGUA